AUGGCUCGCAAUCAGAGCUUGCAGCAAGGCUAUGACUUUUCUUCCUACCAACAGACACGGUCCUUUUCAUUUGGACCGCGAAGUUCGUCUGCUUUGGCUUUGGAGUUGUCACUAGCCGGACUGUUCGACUGUCUCACUCUCGAGUGCAGCUCGACUCUGGUGCAUCCACAAUGGAAACAUUUCCGACACAUGGGCAUGCAGCGGUCGGACAGAAUCAGACUGAACAAUGGAAUCUGGCGAUCAUGGCAUCUGCAGUAUCUCAAAGGUAAAACAACAAAGUUUGUUUGCUUUUCGACUCCAAACUUGAUCGAAUUCGAAACGAAUCACCGCCUAAAUCCGCACAACAGGCCAAAAACUAUUGUAAUGGAAGGGAAAUACUGGAGGCGGAAUCAAAUGGCAGUUGCGAAGGAAUAUCGGAAGUGGAGGUUGUACUACAAGGAGAAGUGGAAGAAGGAGCGUCUCGGUUCUGCAAUGGAAGCAAUGCGAGCUCGGCUGGAAGCGGAAGAGAGUACUUCAGACUCAGUGAGAUUAGGCAAGCAUGUGCAUAUGCAGCCUUAUUCUGUGCCUGGACUUUCGUUUGAUGAUGAAGAAAUGAUUGUGUCAGAGGAUGUGCUGUUUGGUUCAGCAUUCAGCGGUGGUUUGGAUGAUAUCCAUGUCAUGGAAACUGCUGAUGUCAUUCAACCCAGAUUGGAUCAACUUAAUCCUAUGUUUGAUGAUUUUUUCAGUUCUAUUGACAUGGUAGUAGAAGGUCUGCCACAAUUUAUGAGGGCUGGUAGUCAGUCUUCUUGCAACCUAGCAAAGCCUGGCAGUUUUCAAUUCCAUGGUAGCAGCCGUCCUGAUUUGCAUUUGUUGCCUGUGGAGACAUUACCACAGCACCACAAUAUAGUUACUGAUCCUAUUCAUUCUGAAGUGGCGCCUUUGGUUCAACAAGCAAUUCCGGCAAGUAUUGGUGUACAGCAAAGCUGUGAGAGUCACAUUGUCUAUCACCAAGACACUGAGAUGGGCACUGGAAACCGUGUGGGAACGUCUGGAUACAUGCACAAUAAGCAGGCAUCAGUAUAUGGUGGAGAUGUCCAACAUCCAAUGAUGCAAGUUGAAGUCGACAGUGCUACAGCGGCUGCUAGGCAAUUUGUUGAUGAGGUGACCGGUGCCUCUGGACUGUCUCAGCUUGCUGAUUCUGGCUCUUCGAGACUUGUGUCUCCCGUGGAACAAAACCGUCCUCACUCUUUAGUCCGCCCUUAUUCUGCUGGCUCAAGUUCUAGCUCGCCUUCUCAACAGUUUGAACAGACUGCAGCUUCAGUUCAUCCUCAACCAUCUCGUACCUCUAGUGUUCCAACUAUUGUCAACCGCUCUUCACGUCGAAGGAAGUCUAGGUCUUCCAUUUCUUCUAGUCCUACAAGAUCUGCAGAGCCAUACCCACAGCAGAAGCAACCACAGGUUGCUGCAGUUCCGCAAAUGCUCCAACGAUCUCGAACUGAUCCAUCUCUUUCCUUGCAAACAUCUGGUUCCAAUUUGAGUGAGAUUUCUGCUUCUUUACAGGCUUCACGUGUUAAUAUUUCACCAAGAGCCUCAUUCGCUCAGUUGCCAAGAAGUUUGUCUGGUGACGUAAGUGAACGUUCCCGCUUGGUGCAAACUCAAAGUGGUUACUCUCAAUCUUCUCGAAAGAGUUACCCUGGAAUAGCACCCAAGAUAGAAUCUGACUCCAGGGCAGCUAGUGGUCCAUCUUGUGCUCAUAAUAUGUUGCCAAUGAAUGAGAUGGUGCAGCUUGCUUUGCAGUCAGCACAACCACAGUCAAUCCCAGUGCUUGCAAGCGGUAGCAUGAGCACUAACAAUCCAUCUGUACCUUUAUAUGGGACAACCGGAAUGAACAUAUCUCCACACACACACAGUACUCCAUCACAAAGCAGUAUUUCUUCUUCCAACUUGAAUGAUCUGAUACAGCAACUGGUGACUGCUGUUACCGAAGCGCCAGAGUUGUUGCCUAAGAUACUGGAAGUGGUGAACAGCUACAAGAAAGGACAGCAAGGACAUGCUCCGUCUCAAGCAGCUGGUUAUCCUUCUCAACAUGCAGAUGCUCGGUCUCUCUCUAGCAUGGCCAGUCAACAUCACCCUUAUACGAUACCACUGCAAGAGGCUGAUAUUCAAAUUCCUCAAGGGAAGCACCUCAGUGCUCGCAUGGAAGGCAACCUUCAACCGCAGCAGGAGGCCCAGGCUCAGGUUCUUCCUGGAGAAGAAAGGGUAUUUUUCCCAGGAGUGAGUCUUCGGGAAAGACCUUCUGUUGAAAAUCCACCAAGAUUGUCUGCCCACACACCAAGAAUGUCUGCCCACAGACAGUCCAUGAGUCCUCCGUCUGCUCUUCAACGCGUUUCCACGUCUUCAACUCCUACUGCUGCUCGAAGCAGUGGAGAAUUUGAUUUUCAAAGUAAGAUGAUGUUACUGGCAGUACAGCAGACUGGACUUGAUGGCUACACGUCCAACCAGCGUUUUGAAAGUGUCACUACUGCAGCUGGGCCGCAAGUUUUUGAGGGAAGUCAAUCACAGUUUACGACCAUCUCCGUUCCUUUCGUCGUCGGAGCAUCAUCUCAUAGUAACCACGUGACGCCUUCGCACCCCAAGGAUCACCGCCGCCAGUCACACAUCACUGCUGAGCAGAAGAGAAGGGGGAAUAUCAAGUUGGGGUUUGAGCAUCUUCAUCAGUUGCUUCCUAAUACGUGCGGCCAGCCAUUGAACAAAAUUAGCAAGGCGAACAUGUUACAGAAAGCGACUGAGUACGUAUUGCAGUUGAGACGUGAAAAGCGAUCUAUGGAAGAGGAAGUCACGAGGCUUCAACGAGAAAUUGAAUCUCUUAAUGAAACUAUUAAUUUGUGUCAAGAACAAUUACCGGCGUCUGGAGUACCGGUUUCCCGGCAGAGAUUUACUCAAAUGCAGCAAAUGUUUCAACAGUACGUUCGUGAACAAACAGCCAGAAAUUUUAAAUUUUGGAUUUUCAGUGUUAUUAUUCGGCCUCUGUUCGAGUCAUUCAACAGCUCCGUGUCGACAAGAAACUUAGAAGAGCUGUGUCAAACCGUUCUCACGUGGCUGGAACAGAAAUGUGCGUUACCCAAUCUGAGACCUUCUGUUCUGGAGUCUUUGAGAGACCUCAGCACAACGACGUCAAUUCUGUCAGACCCGACAAGCAUAUCGAAAGCUGCUGCAGAAGUUGUAGGAGAACCGUCUCUCGGUCUUCUAAAUCAGCGCCCUUUGUAGUUAGAGGCAGUUUGCUGUCAAUUCCUGGUGUUGUGUGUGUGCAUGUGUGUAAUCAUUGUACAUUUUGAUCAUGAACGGUCGGAACUGAGGCAAAGUACUGAUUUACGGUUUUUAGCUAGGCAGCUGCAGAGUCGUAUAGGUUGUAGUUGGGAGAACUAGGGUGCGAACUGAAGUCGUGCAAGGUUUUCUCUUAUGUUAGUCACCGCGACAUAGAUUUCUUCAACUGCGAUGCAGAUUGUACUUAGA
Molecule: messenger RNA, 3492 nt
Organism: Corticium candelabrum
Lineage: Eukaryota; Metazoa; Porifera; Homoscleromorpha; Homosclerophorida; Plakinidae
Product: protein WBSCR14 homolog
Exons: 20
Coding region: 1-3246 (1081 amino acids)
Biological process (GO): regulation of transcription by RNA polymerase II
Cellular component (GO): nucleus
Molecular function (GO): protein dimerization activity; RNA polymerase II cis-regulatory region sequence-specific DNA binding; DNA-binding transcription factor activity, RNA polymerase II-specific
Source: RefSeq, a predicted model, not a curated record